Messenger RNA from Penicillium soppii, 846 nucleotides. RefSeq lists its product as uncharacterized. The transcript is spliced from 3 exons. The coding region runs from base 1 to 846 and encodes 281 amino acids. Gene Ontology annotation, cellular component: plasma membrane. The record is from RefSeq and is a predicted model, not a curated record. Lineage: Eukaryota; Fungi; Ascomycota; Eurotiomycetes; Eurotiales; Aspergillaceae.
AUGAUUUUCAAUACCAAAAACGCCCUCGCGGUGACUAGCGUGCUACUUGCAGCCACAUCUGCCGCUGCAGAUGGCUUCAAGGUGCGCCCUCGAGCCGCCUUGGGCACCCUCGUCGGUUGCUACUCUGCGAUUCCCGGGUAUGGCGACGCAAAGGCCUGGACAUACCAGAGUUCUGGAUGGUGUUUAGAUCGCUGCUAUGGCCAGGGAACAGGGGCCUUUGCAUUGAGUGGAGGCUCUGAUUGUACCUGCGGUGACACGCUACCGCCAUCCAGCGACAAGGUUUCAAGCGACAAAUGCAACAAGCCCUGCAGUGGCUGGCCUCAAGACAUGUGCGGUGGGGUUAGUUAUUACUCUAUUUACACCACAAAUUACGAUGACGACGUCCCAACAUACUCGGAAUCCUCGCAAUUCAGCUCGACUACAACCACUGGCUCGUCGACCACCACGCAGACUGGUGCCGCUACUGCCGUUUCUACCGCAGCCAGCGGACAAACCGUCAUUGUGACAUCCGAGAGCUCGGCUACCCCGACUACCGAAUCAAACGAGAACGAAAAGGCCUCAAGCAGCAAGAACACUGCGGCUAUCGCGGCUGGAGUUGUGGUUGGAGUGGUCGGAUUUGCUGCUCUCUGCGGUGCUGUCUUCUUCUGGUGGCGGUCCAAGAACAACAAGGCCAAUGCUGCCACAAGAGGUCCAGCUGGCUAUGGCCAUGACUCGAGCCCGCCAUCAAUGUCCGAUUCUCGAUUCGAUGGCGACUAUAUGGCCCAGCGCCGCCAAAGUAAUGGCAGCAUCGAUGAUGAUCACGACUUCUCUCGUCGGAUCUUGCAGGUCACGAACCCCGAUCGCUAA